Xyrichtys novacula (pearly razorfish) is the source of this 5647-nucleotide messenger RNA. The record is from the annotation of a GenBank genome assembly. NCBI's taxonomy places the organism in Eukaryota, Metazoa, Chordata, Actinopteri, Labriformes, Labridae.
AUGGAGCCUCCGAGAAAGAGAGCGAGGGAGACAGAGAGACGUGGUGGGAUGGAAAAGCUUGGCGUUUGGUGUAGAGGCGUCAGCCCUGAAGAAGGUAGUGGGAGAAACAAAUUAAUGGCAUCAGACAAGCUUGUGACAGGAAACCCCAUUAUGUGACAGCAGCACAAAGCCUGUGAGACGGGGUUUCAAAGGCGUAAAAGAAGGAGUUACAUUAUAAAAAAAAAACAGCCCCCACAUUUACCAAUCCUGUAAACCCCUCCCUCAAAAAGUAGGCCUCCUCUGGCACUUUUAGUAACCCACGUAAUCCCUGAUUUUAAAUCCAGCCUCUGUUUUCUUUUGACUCAAAAAGAGCGAGGGUAAAAUGAGAUUUUAACAACUUAUUGAUUCAUCGCUGAACAAAAGCAAAGACGCCUUCUAGGUAACUGUUUCUUUAUACAAAAAAAACUAAGCUAAUAUUGUAAAUGAUACACAUUUUGACAGUGCAGCUGCAAAGAUAAACCAUGAGAAGAAAAUCACUGUUAACAACGGUGACUGUCAAACGUUUUCUUCAUUAAGCCUCUUGAAAGAUGAAAAUUUGCUGCUUUCUUCCUCAGUUAAUAAAAGCACCAAGGUAUCACAUCAGGGUUUUGAUUAUUGGUUAAAGAAGAUCACAGGUGAAUGAAAUCAUGAUGAAAACAACUGAGGCAGUGUUGGGAGCUGCAGCCCUCAGUCAUUUGAAAAACUCCAGUGCAGUCAUACUGGCCAAAGUGGGUUUGAGCUGCACAAAUUGAAGCUGAUUUUUAGAUUGCUUAUUAUUUAGGGAGUAAGGUCAAACUUCAGCCUGAAUGUGCUGUUUGCUCUGCAGAGUGUAGAUGGUUAGAGCAAUUCAAGGUGUGUUCAACUGCUCUGGACAGGUCAGAUAUAUUUUAACCAUGUCUAAAACUUUGGUGUGCUGACUGCACACUCUGACAAAGUGAGAACAGGGCUACGAGCUGAUUUCCAACUGUUUUGGGCUUUCUUACCUGAUUGCACCUGCUGAAAAUAGCAAUCAAAAUGUGAAAAUGAAAGAAGUGCAAUAAUUGCAGUGGUAAAACUGUGCAAUUAUCAUGCUGUGCAAAAGUAGCAACAUUCAACAAUUUCAAUAUAAAAGCAUAACAUUGUGCUAUUACAAUAAUGUGCGCAAUAUAUAACAACAUGUACAAUGAGAAAUCAGCAAAUCAAUGCAAUAAUGGUACGAGCAAUAAUAGCUGUGAUCUCGGGGUCAUCUUUUAUACAUGAGGAUGUGAUUAUUCUUUUAUUUUCCCCUGUAGACUGCAAGGAUUGCAUGCUUUUUUUUUUCUGGUAUAGAAAUACUAUAUAUAUUAUGAAGCUAAAUCCAGAGGCUUUACACAAAAUUCCAGUGUACAUGAAACGUUUUGUACCUGUGCAAAUGGCAAUAACAUCUUACUAGUAAAGUGCAAACUCAAAGUAGAAGGUAUCUGCAAACUGUAAAUGCAGAAAUUAUGAAAGUUAUAGACAAGAUUUUUAGUCACAUCAGGGAUCAUUUAAAGUCUGUUAGUGCAGGUAAACAGAUUUCUGUGGACAGUUGUUUAGACAUGAAAAAUGCUGCUGUACAUGUUGCCAUCUAGCCUGAACUCCCCUCUUCAUCUUAGUUACUUCUCUGACUGUGAACCCCUACCACAUUACACAUGCCCUACCAACUGAAGAAUCUCAGGCACAAUAAUCCUGCAAAAAGCUUUGUAGAUCAACUUUGUGCAGAGAAAACAGCUGACCAUCACCAAGAAUGAGAUUAAUAACUUCGGUCAGCAAAGUUUUACAAGUUAACUUUCUGUUUGAAUAUGUCACUAAGGAGCUUCAAAACUUUCAACAGAUGGACCAUGAGUGGAAAUCAGUAACAACAACCACUUCAAGUGUAUCAGAACAGCAGUGUUUGAAUGAUUUAAAUCCUAAAAAUACGAAUAGACAAAGAGGUUAAAAAAAAUAAUCAGUGGUAAGACUCAAACCGCAGCUGUGUAAAGCUUUUGAGUGAUGAAAAGGCAUCUUCAUGAAACAUUUAACAUAGAUUAAUGUUUAAUAAUGUGUGUAGUUGAAAAAUAAUGAAGAGAAUCAGAGUCAUUCAUUAAAAUAGCCUGCAGGCAUUCACCUUUCCACAUAUCCUAGAAAAUGACACCACAGUCAGUGAUAUCACCUUGUUAAAUGUCUCCUAAUCUAAGACUACACCAACCUUUUAGCAGUUCAAAACUCUGAGCUUUGGGCGAGACUGACCUUUGGCCCUUGUUUUAUGGUAAAGUCUGGAGCAAAACCUUUUACUAAAAUGGACUCUACUUGUGCUCUGUGUCAGAUAUUAGGAUUUCCUAAGGCUGCAGGAUGUCGGUUCUGCAUGUCUCCAGAAUUUGAAGCAAUGUGGGCGCAAGAUGGAAUAUGUAUGAGUUUGCAGAAGUGUUAAAGACAAGGAGGUAGAUCAAGUCCACAAUGAUCCACAUCUGUACAAAGUGUAUGGCACUGCAGAAGAGAUACAAUAUGUUUGAUUUCAGAAGAAGUGGAAACCUGCAGAACUAGAUGAAUACAAGUCCAGGUCUUUUGAAAUUUUGGGAAAAACUGCCUUGUUUGUGUACAGUUAUGUCACAUUUGACCAAGAGAGACUUUACAAGUUUUCCAGGUAUAGGAAUCAGCCGGCCGGCUGCAGGCGAAAGAGUCUUCAUGUGUGCUGUGUGCUUUGUUUACUGUACUGUUGCACACCACACACUCCAGAACCAAAACUAUUACAUCUGUCAUUAUUUGUGGUCGUGUGUGAGAUCUAUGAUUUUUGUCAAGAUGACAUUUUGGUGCAUGCCAGGCUGUAUGCUGAGCAUCCUCUGGGUCAAACUCUGACGCCAAAACUAUGGAGCAUGCUUAGAACAGUUUAAGUCCGUAUACGUAUGUAUGGAUCCUGCAUUAUCUAGAUUUGUUACUUGGCUGAAAGAUCUCCCAUGUCUCUUGUUUAGAUUCCCCAAAUACAGUUAUUGCUUUUGGCCUGAGCUCUCUGCCUCUGUCCUCUAGAUUAUAUCCCACAGUAAAGACCAUUGUGGACAGAGAAGAUUGCGUACAAUUACCUUCCUGUAAUGUGAUGCCUGUCUUAAAGGAAUAACGAGUAACAGGAUCUCGAUUCAUGAUCAUGUUUUUUAGUUCUUGAGGUUAAUGUCAAAAACAAAGACAGAAAAAUUCCAAGAGUGUCUCCCCAGAGUCAAGUCUUUGCUAGAAAGAGUGAAAAAUCAGAACAUGCAGUGACAUCAUUGCUGGCGAUGAGAGUAACCCCCACGCCUCUCCUCCGUCCGUCCAGAGAAUCCACCUCCCUGAGCCAAACAGUGUGCUGGAUCCUGGCUGCAGGCCUCCCUCUACAAUAAUAAUCCCCUAACCCUCACACACUUCAUUCUGAUGUGCCUUUCUCCAAAAAACUACAAGAGAUGACAGCUUUGCAAAUGGCCUGGGCCCAGAUCUCAUUUAUUGUAUGGCGGUACGGCCUUGAUGCUUUUCCUCCAAAGUGUGGCUGACAUUUCAAGUUUGGUUUUGCAAAUGAUCUGGGCAAAGAAAACAAUGCAAAAAAAAAAUAAAAAAUCCCUUCAUUUUCUCCCACCCUGAGAGGACUGAGCAUGUGUGAAAUGCGUUAUGGUCCGAGUUCAGCAGCCUUACCGGUUGGUGGAGAUGAAUGUGGACUGUCAUUCGUAUGUUUGUGGGGAGUAUGACAGAGAUGGUCCUUCACAGGAUUAAAACGUGCUGUUUUUCAUACUGACUGUUUAAACAUUCAGGAGAAUGUUUUCCAGAGAUAAUUUUGAGCUCUUUAGAAAUCAUUUACGACUUUCCUUUCAUGCCUUUUAGGUUGCAUUUAUGUUGAGACAUUUCAGUCUGGUUUCAGCGUAGCAGGGAGCUUGCAUCUGAUAGCAGGAGCAGGGUGCAGAAAGGAUGGGUGUCUCUUUUCACUCCCAGCAGGAUUAGGAGACAGUUUACUGAUAAGAUUGCCAAAGACAUCGGCAUCCUAAUCCUGUCUUCUGGUAGACUGAGGAUCUUUGAUCCCUCUCUGAAUUCAUAUGCAUGAACGUAUAGAAAGAGUCAGAGAUAACGAGACUGCAAUACCCUGAAAGCUAGAUUUCCAUGUAGCGUAUUAGCUUUAAUCAUGCCUGUAUUGAUUAGUCCCAAAACAUGAAACAUACAGUGGAUAUUCCACAGUCGCCAACGUUCAAAGAUUUUCAUGAAAUAUGGAAGUUCAAUUAAAAGAUGAGAGUAUGCAGGGCUUGUUUAAUGACUUGGUUUAUAUGACGGGAACUUUGUAGAGACUGCAGGAUCAACUUCAUACGCCAGUCUUUAACCCGGUCUGUCUUCCUGUCUCUGUCUGAGUAUCACGCCACCUCUCUUUGAAAAAUAUGCUCGGCUUUUUAUUAAUCUAAUGUAUGGACCUUCAUGAGGUCUUCAGCACACCACUGAAGAUCCUUUUCAAGUUCUAGAGAUAGCAUUUGUGCUAUCACCAACUUUCCACUGUCUUUGUAUACAGCACAUGAUUGAUAGCCUACUAUCAAGGAUAGACAUUAGUAUUUUGAGUGUGUCCAUUUGUGUUGACUUAUCCAGAGAAACUUUUACAGCCAUUCAAUAUUCAAAACCAUAUAGAAGGAGUUUUGGUUCUGGGGGCAGGAGCUUUUUCUGGCUGGAAAAAAGCAAUCAGCAUCCUGACAAGCUUGUCAGCAGAUGGAAGUAUGAAGUGCUCUAAAAUCAUCUGGCAGACAGCUAGUACUGGAGAUUGCAGCUUCAGGACCACAUUACAUACGGAUCUGGAUACGGACGGAGCUCUCCGUCCAUGCUUCGCGUUCUUUCUGUCUGUUUUUCUGCACAUAUCCUUGAAAUUUACAGAUACUGGCCAGAUCGAGCAGUAUCACUGGCAAACUGUUGGGGCAGUGUUGUUGACUUGUGGUACUGUAUGUGGGGGGCCACCCAGCAAAGCAAGUUGUCGAAAGACCCGGCGGACAUCCUGAAGCACUGAAAAUGAUGAUUGUUGUCAAUUUCUCUCAUCUGUAAAAGAGAAAGAAUUCUCCGUCCUCCAACUGCUAGGUAUUUAGCGGCCCGACUAACCACUGCCUCCUCCAACAUUGCCUCCAUUUCUGUCUCCUAGGCAAAAUAUACAUUAUCACUAGCACCUCCAUAGUUUCCGUGUUUCUUUUCAUUUGUUGUCAGAAACUCUUGACUCCAGCCUGCCCUCUGAUGGAUGAAAUGGUUAACAUCCAUGCCAACGUAAAGGACGUAUGAAAGUAUGUGGGCAGUGACGGAACCAUUGUUUAAAAUGGAUGUGUACAUUUUCAUAGGUACGGUGAGCAUAAAUGAGCCUUUAGGAUCAUUAGUCUGCAAACAUGCUAUUCAUACCAGUAGGUGACAUGUCCCUCUAAAUCAUUACAGACUCCAGAAAUCUCACAAUACUUUUAUGCACUAAAGAAUCCUUGUUAAGAUUGACUUGAUGUUAUAACUGAACUGUUAUUCCUCAUACGUCUCUUAUGAAAACACCUCCUCUGCUUGUCCUCGCAGUAUCCUUCUCUGCUCUUCCUGACACCUAUUUUCUCACACCUCUUUGCUUUUCAGGCGAGGCAUGGGGUCCUUUUGACUGGCAACCCAAUGAAAACGGCGCUGGAGGGCAGGAGCGUGGGACCAG